Messenger RNA from Aspergillus heteromorphus CBS 117.55, 971 nucleotides. RefSeq lists its product as uncharacterized. The record is from RefSeq and is a predicted model, not a curated record. NCBI's taxonomy places the organism in Eukaryota, Fungi, Ascomycota, Eurotiomycetes, Eurotiales, Aspergillaceae. Bases 330 to 926 code for a protein of 198 amino acids. The transcript has 2 exons.
UAAUAACUCUUAUUGGACCUACUUAUUCCUCGAUCUGGGAUACGCUGACGUCCGAGAGGUGGACAACCGAGAUUGAGUUCUCGCGUGAAACGGGUUAGCGCCUGUGGCCGUGCCUUAGUAAACGUCACCGCGCAACCUCACCUCUUGCCCUUCCACGUCCUUCUACCUCCAACCACAUCCUCUCAGCGUCCUUUUCUCCGCCACUAGUCCUCCGAUUCGUGGCUAUAUCAGGUCGCUUUUCGUUUGCGAUCAGAACUUUGCAGAAAAUCCCGAUUUUCCCUUAUCUCGCGACAGCAUUUUCCGUUUUAUUUACCUGACUGCGUGCUACUAUGGCUUCUGAACCGAAUGAUCGCUCCAACACGCCUGCAACCUCUGAACCCAUCAAUGGGGCCGGUGUCGAUGCCAUCAAGCCGUCUACGGAUGAGCCAUCAAACCAAGCGAACGGUGACAGUGUUCUAACUAACCCUGGAAACGCAACUUCCCCCGCUGAGGAGAACAAGCCUACCGCAGACGCAGAGGCCGUUGAUGAAGCUAAGCCUAAUGAAGAGACCAAGACUGACGAGCAAGCCCCUGCUCCUGUGACUUCGGAUCCCAAGGAAUCUGCUACCGGAGAUGAGACAGAACAGCCGACUGUAGGUGACAAGCGAGGCCACGAAUCAACUUCAGAGCCAGCGAAUGCGGAUAAAUCGAACGACAAGAACACGACAGAGCCUACGGUCAAGAAGCAGAAGACUGACGCGGAUCACGCCGGAGUCAAACAGGGCACCCCGGCACCUACAGCCGCGAAGGGCGGUAUACCGGAUCCAGCUACGAACGGGAACAAGAAGGGUGGUCGGCCCAAAAAAGCGAAGGAGCCCGUCAAAAGGGACAUCCCCACGGGUGGUAUCGGGAGCCGAACACGCAGCCGCACUAAGGCUGCUUCUUGAAAUGCGUCAACUCCUACUUUGACACCAUUGAACAAUAGUUUCAAC